AUGGCAGCUAGAAGUGGUUCUGGGGCUGAGGCAUCGGGACUGGUCAACACCCUCCAAGGCCAUGUCGAUGAUAUUCGCACUCUGAUACAGUGUGGUAUAUGCAUCCGCCCCCUUUACGAACCAUUUACAAUCGCUUGCGGGCAUACUUUCUGCUACUCAUGUCUAUCAUCAUGGUUUGCUGGUGGAAGAUCAAAGCGAACAUGCCCGGAUUGCCGGGCACCCGUCAAAACCCAACCAGCACCAGCUUAUCUGGUUCGAGCCGUUGUGCAGAUGUUCACAGGUCGAGCUGAGCUUUUAGACAAAGGAGAAACGACUACAGAGCAUACAAAAAACCAAAAGGACGAAGCAGAAAGACUAGACCAGGACAAGGCCAACAAUCAUCCAACCGAAGGAGGUCUGUUCGGAGGUCUUUUCAAGCCCAAAGAUCCUCCACCCAAACCUGACCCCGAAGACGGAGUGGUUCGAUGUCCACUCUGCUCGUGGGAACUUGAAGGAUACGAUUGCGCAUCAUGUGGCUAUCGGUACCGGCCAGAUUCUGAGACAGAUGACAGUGAUUCGGCCGACUACAGUGAGACCGACCUAGACUCGAUGGAUGAUGGUAUGGAUGAGGGUGAGGACGAGGAUGAGGACGAGGGCGACGGCGACGGCGAGCUAGGGGAAUCUGACCACUUGGAUGAGAUUGAAGACCAGGAUGGCGUCUGGGGCAACUUUGCGCUUCACUAUUACGGGCCUACAUUCCCUGGACGCCCUAACUGGCCUCCAGGUGCUGACCGGCAGCUUUUCGACCGGCUUGAGAACUUGUUACAUGGACCUCCCAUGAUCCCACUGGGCCCGCCGCUCCCAGUGAAUCAUGACAACUAUCUCGCUUCAGGUAACACCAAUGGAAGUGAAUACGACGAAGAAGAUGACGAAGAAGAAGAGGAGGAGGAGAAUGAGUAUGACGAGUCAGACUCAUUCAUCGAUGACCAUCUGCCCACGAGUUCGUUCAUUGAAAGCGAAGCCCAUCAUCUCGGGAGUGGCGAUAUGUAUGAAUCGGAAUCAGACCGUUCCACAGGCACCGUUGUGGAUGAUGCUGAGGGUGGCCGCCAUCCAAUACCGACUGCGCUCAAUUACAGAAACACCACACCUUACUUUGACGCCGAUGCCUCCUCUGAUGAAGAGGUGGAAGAGGAAGUCUCAGAGGAUUCAGACGACAGGGAGAUGGUCGAUGAAGACUCGGAUGAAUCCGACGAAGACGCAAUUCAGACUACACGGCCUCGUCAAGCCAAUCCACAAUAUCCACAACGGUUCCGAGCCCCCAACGAUGCUUCAUGGCUUGCAGCGAGGCCUCCACCUGAAACAAUUCCGGACUCAUCCGAGGAAGAGGAAUCUUCGCCGCCUAUUAGGCCUGCUAGACCCGAUGCGCGCCGUCCUAUCCCACAUGGGACCACUGCUCACAAUGCGAUCCCCGUCGAUGACUCCGACGAAGAUCAGCCUGUCGGCCCAGUGAGAAGAGCUACACAGAGGCGACGGGCCAGAUUCUCUCCAUAUUAA
Penicillium psychrosexuale is the source of this 1533-nucleotide messenger RNA. RefSeq lists its product as uncharacterized. The transcript has 4 exons. The coding region runs from base 1 to 1533 and encodes 510 amino acids. Lineage: Eukaryota; Fungi; Ascomycota; Eurotiomycetes; Eurotiales; Aspergillaceae. The record is from RefSeq and is a predicted model, not a curated record. Gene Ontology annotation, molecular function: metal ion binding.